CGGGCAGUCACUGCAUGCAUUCUACCUCAACGUUUCCUCGUUCUCAAGUUCUCGCUCUUGGUCCCAGCUUCGUCCAGUCUCUCGUUCCAGCGACAUUGAUUUCUCAAGUAGAGUCUCUGCUCGAAAGUCACAGAAUUAAGGAUGCGGCGGACCUGGCAGAUCAACAACGAAAGAAGCUACAGAGCAAUAUCAUUGUCAAUGAGGACGAGAUAGAAGAAUUACACUACGUGUGCCAGCGAAUAGGGUUCCAAUGCUUCACAGAGACUUUAUUCGAGGACGCGGGAAAUCACUUCUUUGACGGGGAAUUGGACCCCCGUUUACUCGUCAGAUAUUAUCCGGACUUGAGUGGAAACUUGUUUUCAGAGGAUGAUCAGAUAGACAUAUUUGCUGGUGUAGCGGAACAUAUGCCUAAGGAACAUUGUAUUGACGAUAUAGGUGAGUGUUCAGCGAGUUGGCUCCUUUCAUAUGCUCCGGCGGAGUAUAUUUCCCCUGUACAUACAUACAUCCAUCUGGCUACCCUCCCUCCUUCUUUGGUGACUCGCUUCCAUUGACAUGCACCCCCAUUCGCAUCAUCUCACCCGCAUCGCGCGUUCCCCACGUUGGAACUGAUCAGUCGUGGCAAACCUAGUCAGGAAUUAUUCACCACAUAUGUCGCCCAACACCCGGUCUGCACCACCCACAGCCGAAUUACGCAAGAUCUUAGGAAUGGCCGCCCAGGAGAUGCUAGUAAACCACUUGAAAAAGUGUCGAACACGCCGAAAGGUGGACAGUCGAGCUCGCAGUUCAAACUCAAGUAGAUGGGAAUCGUCGUAUCCUAUCGUGGAUACUGUUCUCGUUAAGCUGUUUGCCCUGUCGGAAAAGACCCAAGAUCUAUACGCCCUCUUGAACGAAGCGCACAACGUAAUCAUCUCGGAGGUUGAACCGGUUCUACAGAAAAAUGGACAGUAUAAUGCCUUAUGCAUGUUAUAUAAACAACACGGGGAUGAUGACAAACUGCUUAAUGCUUGGUCGAAGGUGGCAGAUGGCGAAUGGAUUGACGAUGACAUACCGGACCCCGUGUCCAACAUUGUCAAUCUGGUUACAGAGAAAAGGGAUCGCACACUUGCCCAGCAAUGGGGAUUGUGGCUGACCAAACGAGAUCCCGAACGCGGCCUGAAGCUCUUGAUGCCUAGGGAAUCAGGAAAACGUCGCAACAACAAACCUGACGACGAGAAGUUGCUUCUUAAGCAGAUCAAAGAAGCCAAUCCCACUGCUGUUAUGCAAUAUCUAGAAUAUCUCAUCAUCCAGAGGCGCAAUAUCGAACCUGAGAUUCACAUGGACUAUGCCUCGACUUGCGUUGGCCAAUUGCUAGAUUUCCUAUCCCAGGAGGACGUCCUGAAAUUAUGGCGAGCUAAAGCAUCGUCGUAUUCGUCUAGCCGAACCGAAUUCACCUUGCCUUUCAUCUCUUACUUCGCCUCGACAACACCAGAUUCCGAACACAAACGCGUGCGCCUGAAGACCGCCUUAUUUCUGCAAGCCUCUGACCUGUAUGACCUCGUUGCGAUACGAGGACGCCUCCUUCCACACGCCAAAGUACUCCAGUUUGAAAUGGCGAUCUUGGACGGCAAGCUACAAAAUCAUGACUCCGCACUAUCAAACCUUGCACUCGACCUACGUGACACCAUUACCGCUGAAGCUUAUUGUACACUUGGUGGUGAUCCAAUACCGAACAAAGUUGCAUUGUCGCUAAUCGACAGCGUGCCCGGAACGCAAUCAUGGAAGUCGUCGCCGAUGUUUUCUACUUCAAAGGACGUUGACGACCACACAAAGAAAGAGCUGUUAAAGAUCUUAUUACAAGUGUAUAUGAAGGAUAGAGAUUCAAAUACAGACAGAGCUGCUCAUCUGCUCAAUGCCCAGGCAAUCAAUUUAGAUAUAGCGGAUGUCCUUUCGAUAGUUCCGUCGGAGUGGCCGUUACAACUCAUGUCCUCAUUCCUCGCCCGUUCCUUCCGGAGAAGAUUGCAUCAUCGUCAUGAAGGUCACAUACUCAAAGCGAUAGCGUCGGGCCAGAACCUUGAAGUGAAAGAACGUACUUGGAUGAUCCUGCGAGAAGAAGGAUACGAAGAAGAGAUUCUGGAUGAGAAUGAACAAGGUGAGGAAGAUGAGGAAGAGAAAGUACUAGACGAGAAGACAGGGCUACCGGCAGAGCCUGUAGAUAUACAUCCGGAUACAACACAUGAUAGGGAUCUUGUUCGGACUACAGAUAUUCGGUAGUUCCUCUGUUACUUUAGCGAUUUGUGACUAUGUCAUUCCUUGGCGUCAAGCGUGGAAUCUUCUCGCCUAUUUUGUUGAGGAUCAUUGUGCCCAUUAUCAGCGACCCGACGAAAA
Molecule: messenger RNA, 2364 nt
Organism: Marasmius oreades (fairy-ring Marasmius)
Lineage: Eukaryota; Fungi; Basidiomycota; Agaricomycetes; Agaricales; Marasmiaceae
Exons: 11
Coding region: 649-2250 (533 amino acids)
Biological process (GO): autophagy; endosomal vesicle fusion; vesicle-mediated transport
Cellular component (GO): cytoplasm; fungal-type vacuole membrane
Source: RefSeq, a predicted model, not a curated record